AUGGACCAUCCCGUUUCGAAAAUUUUAAGAAAGCCUGGUUUUGCCGGUCCGAUGGACGGUUGGGCGGUGAAGGUGUCAGAAUUCGGCCUACGUUACAACCCAAGAGGAUUUGUCAAAGGACAACACUUGGCAGACUUCGAAGUGGAAUUACCCCAAACCACUCCCAAUUUUGAGUGGAACUUGUUCGUGGACGGGGCGUCUGGUCAAGCGGGUGGCGGUGUCGGGGUUGUAGUAAAAGGACCCAACGAAUUCCUCUUAGAGCACUCCCUGGUGUUCAAAUUCAAAACCUCGAACAAUCAGGCGAAGUACGAAGCACUAGUGGCGGAAUUGGAACUUGCAAAGGACAUGGGCGUACGAUGGGUGACAUGUCGAACGGAUUCAUAUGGCAAGGAGAAGGGAAAACUCACCGCUGUCAUCCGGCGGGUGUUGACGGGGCCUUCGGUAGAAUACCUAGCAGCACCCAUCAUAGACGACAAUAAUUGGAAACAGGAGAUCGUACGACUUAUGAAAGAGAAGGACACCGAACAAUUAAUCCGCCCAGCGGACGCGCGAAAGAUUGCUCAGUACGUCAUCAUAAGCGGGGAUCUCUACAGAAGGGGAUUCUCCACCCCUCUCCUCAAAUGCCUUUCGGAGCGCGAGGCACAAUAUAUGUUGGAUGAGCUACACAACGGAGUUUGCGACUUUCAUACCGGACGAAAGACUCUGAAAGAUAGGGCUAUCAAGUGGGGAAAGGACAUCGUCGGCCCUUUCCCACCUGGACGGGCCCAAAAGAAGUUCCUCCUCGUCGCCAUCGACUAUUUUACCAAGUGGGUGGAGGCGGAAGCCUUGGUGACAAUCACAACCCAACAGGUGCAGAAGUUUGUCUUGAAAUUGAUUAAACACGUCACCAGUUCCAUGGAGCAUCCGCAAACAAACGGUCAAGUAGAGGCGAUCAACAAAACCAUCGUGGCUGAGUUGGAAAGAAGACUAGGUGAGAGGAAAGGAGCUUGGGUGGACGAAUUACCUGAAGUCUUAUGGGCAUACCGGUGCACCCUACACGGGACGACCGGUGAAACGUCUUUCAACCUCAACUACGACACUGAUGCCAUGCCUGUGGAGGUAGGAGAGUCAUCUUUACGACGAAAAUUGGAGGACGAUCAAUUAAACGAAAGAGAACUGAGGGUGGAGUUAGACACCCUAGAGGAACGACGAGAAUCAGCGAUUGUGUGA
This is a messenger RNA of Vigna umbellata (rice bean), 1209 nucleotides long. The record is from RefSeq and is a predicted model, not a curated record. Lineage: Eukaryota; Viridiplantae; Streptophyta; Magnoliopsida; Fabales; Fabaceae.